Molecule: messenger RNA, 4739 nt
Organism: Melozone crissalis (California towhee)
Lineage: Eukaryota; Metazoa; Chordata; Aves; Passeriformes; Passerellidae
Gene: DIAPH3
Product: diaphanous related formin 3
Exons: 27
Coding region: 1-3543 (1180 amino acids)
Biological process (GO): actin cytoskeleton organization; actin filament polymerization
Cellular component (GO): cytoplasm; actin filament
Molecular function (GO): microtubule binding; actin binding; small GTPase binding
Source: RefSeq, a predicted model, not a curated record
AUGGAGCCGCCGCGGCCGCGUUACUGCGCCCCGUCCCCGCCGCCGAGUCGCGGCGGGCGGGAGAACAAGGGGCUCCGUCCCCGGAAGGGCCCGCCGGGCACCGGGAGCGCCGGGGGUCCCGAGGAGGCGGCGGACAGCAGGAAGCCCAAAUUCUUGGAUAGAUUUGCCAGUAUAAGAAUUCCAAGAAGUAAAAAAGAAAGACCUCCUCUGCCACAUAUGAAGCAGUCACACUCCACAGAUUGGUCAUCCACACCCAUGGACCUGGAGGGUUUUGCUACAAAACCACUGUCGGAAAGGGAAAUCAUAGCACUGUUUGAAAAAAUGAUGGAGGAUAUGAAUUUAAAUGAAGACAAGAAGAUGCCAUUGAGAGAAAAGGAUUUUCAUACCAAAAAAGAAAUGGUGAUGCAAUAUAUCAGCAGUGCUUCCAAGUCUGGAAGUCUCAAGAACAGUAGGAAGAUUUCUCCCCAAGAAUUUAUUCAGGAUUUAAAAUCUGGGUCAACGGAUGAAAGACUAGUCACUUGCUUAGAAUCUCUCCGUGUGUCCUUGACCAGUAAUCCUGUCAGCUGGGUUGUAAACUUUGGCCAAGAAGGUCUGGGACUGCUGCUGGAUAUUUUGGAACGAUUGGUUGAGACAAAAAAUCAGGACAGACUUGUGAAAAGGAGUCAGCAUAAAGUUAUACAGUGUUUGAAAGCCUUCAUGAAUAAUAAGUAUGGGUUGGAACGAAUUUUGGGAGAAGAGAGGAGCCUUUUGUUGCUGGCCAAAGCAAUUGAUCCCAAGCAAACUAACAUGAUGACUGAUAUAGUUAAACUCUUAUCUGCAAUGUGCAUUGUUGGGGAGGAAAACAUCCUUGAAAAAAUAUUGGAAGCUGUAACAGCAGCAGCAGAGGAGAGGAAUGUUGAUAGAUUCUCUCCUAUUGUAGAAGGUCUUCAGGAUAACUCAGUUCAGCUGCAAGUAGCUUGCAUGCAGCUCAUCAAUGCUCUUGUUACAUCUCCUGAUGACUUGGAUUUUAGACUUCACAUCAGAAAUGAAUUUAUGCGCAGUGGAUUGAAAGAGUUAUUGCCACAACUACAAUAUAUAAAGAAUGAAGCACUAGAUAUUCAGCUGAAAGUGUUCAAUGAGCAUAAAGAAGAAGACAUGAUUGAAUUCUCUCAUCGUUUAGAAGAUAUUAGAUCUGAACUAGAUGAAGUAAAUGAUGUUUACAACAUGGUGUGGAAUACAGUUAAGGACACUAGUGCUGAAGGAUAUUUUCUUUCUAUUCUCCAACAUCUUUUGCUGAUAAGAAAUGAUUAUUUUAUCCGUCCACAGUAUUUCAAACUAAUUGAAGAGUGUGUAUCACAGAUAGUGUUACAUCGAAGUGGAACAGACCCAGAUUUCACGUAUCGUAAGAGAUUAGAUAUCAAUUUCAGCCACUUACUAGAUGUUUGUGUAGAUAGAGCAAGAUUAGAAGAAUGUGAAGAGAGGGCUUCUGAACUUUCCAGAAAAUUUGAAAAAGAUUUUGUAGUUCAUCAGGAGACCCAGGCCCUGCUUCAAAAAAAAGAGGAAAGAAUCAAUGAACUUGAAAAAGAAUUACAAGCUUUUAAAUCACAGUAUGGCUCUCUGCCGCCUGGUUUUCUGCCAUCAACUCAUGGAGAUGCAUCUGUUGUUCCACGGAAAGGUGCAGGACCACAUCAAUUUCCACCCCCUCCUCCUCCACCACCGCUGCCUUCUAAUGGAGCAAUUCCACCACCACCGCCUCCCCCACCUCCUCCACCACUUCUGAAUAGCUUGGGAGCUCCUCUGGGUUUUGCUGGUGCUCCCCCACCACCACCUCUGCCAGGCCUGCCUGGAAUACAGUGGUCCCCGCCUUCGUGUGCUUUGCCAUUUGGAAUGAAGCCUAAAAAAGAAUUCAAACCUGAGGUUACCAUGAAAAGACUCAACUGGUCUAAGAUCAGACCUCAGGAGAUGACAGAAUCCUGUUUUUGGGUUAAGGCAGAAGAACACAAGUAUGAGAAUGCUGACAUGCUUUGCAAAUUGGAACUUACAUUUUGUUGUCAAAAAAGGGUAAAAAGAGAGGAAGAAGAUUUUGAAGAAAAGAAAUCCAUUAAGAAACGCAUCAAAGAAUUAAAAGUUUUGGAUCCUAAGAUUGCACAGAAUCUGUCAAUUUUCCUUGGAUCUUUCCGAGUGCCUUAUGAAGAGAUCAAAAUGAUGAUAUUGGAAGUAGAUGAAACACAGCUCUCAGAGUCCAUGAUUCAGAAUUUAAUAAAACACCUCCCUGAACAAGAGCAAUUGAAUGCAUUGUCCAAGUUCAAGAAUGAGUAUAACAAUUUGUCUGAGCCAGAGCAGUUUGGUGUUGUGAUGAGCAACGUGAAGAGACUACGGCCACGGCUCAGUGCUAUUCUUUUUAAGCUUCAGUUUGAGGAGCAGGUGAACAACAUCAAACCUGACAUCAUGGCUGUCAGCGCUGCCUGUGAAGAGAUAAAGAAGAGCAAAAGCUUUAGCAAGCUACUGGAACUAGUAUUGUUAAUGGGAAACUACAUGAAUGCAGGUUCUCGGAAUGCACAGACCUUUGGAUAUAAUCUCAGCUCGCUAUGUAAACUGAAGGACACAAAGUCAGCAGACCAGAAAACAACAUUGCUUCAUUUUCUUGUAGAAGUGUGUGAAGAAAGCUAUCAGGAUGUCCUGAACUUUGUUGAGGAUUUUCAGCAUUUGGAUAAAGCUAGUAAAGUCUCAGCAGAAAACCUGGAGAAGAGCCUCAAGCAUAUGGAGAGGCAGCUUCAACAGCUUGAGAAGGAUUUGCAGACUUUUCCAGUUCCUGAAGAUAAGCACGAUAAGUUUGUAGCGAAAAUGUCAAGCUUCCUAGUUCAUGCCAAAGAAGAUUUUCAGAAACUUUCACGGAUGCACGAGAACAUGGAAAAACUCUAUCAGAAUGUGAUGGGGUAUUUUGCCAUUGACCUGAAGAAAGUUUCGGUGGAAGAGUUUUUAACGGACUUAAACAACUUCAGGAUGAUGUUCAUGCAAGCAGUAAAAGAAAAUAUGAGGAGAAGGGAAGCAGAAGAAAAACAGAGACGUGCUAAAAUAGCUAAGGAGAAGGCAGAAAAAGAAAAACUGGAGAGACAACAAAAGAAAAAACGCUUGUUAGAAAUGAAAACAGAAGGUGAGGAGACUGGAGUGAUGGAUAGCCUGUUGGAGGCCUUGCAGUCAGGUGCAGCUUUUCGAGACCGAAGGAAAAGGACACCAAGGUCCAGAGACACACCACAAAAUCUCAGUCCAACCACACAGCGGCCUGUGCUGAAAGCUUGUAACCAUGAGAACCAGAAAGGCCAGCCAGAGAAGCCGUGUUCACACCACAGUAUCACUUUAAACUCGACAAGAAGCCCAGUCACCAAAGAAGUUACAUAUGAUGUGGAAACAAGCUCUAAGGUGUUGAACAGGGCUGUUGGGAGAAAGGAAUCCUGUCAUGGAGAAGGUGGCAAAGAAAAGAAAAUGGAUCGUAUUGGGUCCCCUCCGAGGGGAGAAGCCAUUCCAGAAGUAGAAGCUCUCUUGGCAAGACUGCGAGCACUAUAGAGUAAUCAUAUACCAGAUUAAAGUUAAAAACAAUAGCCUACACUACAUCUUUAAAGAAAUAAUAAUUUUCUAUUUUUGACGCUACAUAUUUCUGACUUCCUGACUUCUCUGUGGAUGAAGGAUCUGCUUCUAAACUUUGUUAGCAAGAUUAUACAAAACAAUACUAUAGUUUUGUAUAACUGCAAGACUGUUUUUUAUUAUAUGUUUUUACUUAAUAAUCAUAUGAAAAGUAUCAGAAAAAGAUAAAUACUAAAUUGUUCCAAAGCACAAUCUUUCUAGUGGACAGGCUGCUAACCAUCUGUUUUGAGUGCUUCUGAAAAUAGGAAUAUCUUUUAAGUAUUGUUAAAUCAUCAUGCCUGGGAAUAGGGUCAAUAAAUAACAAAAAAGGUAUUCUUAUGUUUUCUACUGUAAUUUUUAUAUUUAGGAGGCUAAAGCACCAAAAAAUGUAUCAUUAUAGUGUUCUUUUCAAUUACAGUAAUAUACAGUAUCAGCUAUAUUCCAGUUUGAGCUCAUCAAAGAGCACCAAAGCUUGAUGAAUUAUAGAUGUAUUUACCAAAUGGUAAUCCAUGGGCAGUAAACAAAAAAUCUAUGCAAAUAAUAUACUUUAUGUGUAAUUAAUAUGUCGCUGCUUUAAAGGUUAUUAUGAUUAUUAUAUCAAAAUAAUAUAUACAAUUGCUUUGAUUGCAAGAUUUUGCAAUUGUGUCUUUAGUGGGGGAAAAUGUCUUCACAGUUAUUUACCAGUGUAAUAUUUUAUCUUUCCACAUGCGAAAUUAAUAUGUUUCUAUAAAAGGAACAUGUAAUGGAGAAGAUUUUUUCAAUUGGUUUUUCACAAACUCAUUUUCCAGUAGCCCAUAAAGUCUUACUGCUGGCAUAACAGGAGUCUUGCAAGUGAUUGCAUCUCUUUUAUCCCACUGUCACUGUACAGGGUUGCGUGUUCGCUAUCGUAUUUAUUAAUUGCACAUCAGAAAGAGCUGCUACCAGUGUUACGAAGUAGGGAGCUAUUGUUAGUCUCUUUGCUCUGUUAUUUAAAGCUUCCUUAAUAUAAGAGUGUAUUAAGAAUCUAAUAUCUUUCUUCUAAAUUACUUUAUUUUUCUUUACAAAAUGCUGAAAAAUAUGUCUUUCACUAAGAGUCAGUUACAUGAAACCCGUGUUUCAAUGCUCCAGUGCUUUUUAUAUCCUUGUUUAAGUUGCCUUUG